Molecule: messenger RNA, 363 nt
Organism: Bipolaris oryzae ATCC 44560
Lineage: Eukaryota; Fungi; Ascomycota; Dothideomycetes; Pleosporales; Pleosporaceae
Exons: 1
Coding region: 1-363 (120 amino acids)
Source: RefSeq, a predicted model, not a curated record
AUGGUCGCACCUGUGAAUGAUUGCUCUGAUACCUGCCAAGCAGCAGAUCAAUUGUUUGUAUCAGCGCCGGAUCUGGUAGAUCGCCCUUGGCGCUGGCUCUCCCAUUCUCCGCACAACCCAACACCGUCCGCUAUGCUCAUCGCAUCUCCGCCCGGGCACCAUGCUCCGCGUCCGGCUUACCAUCAUCCGCUACUAUCGCCAAAUACAUUCCUACUCUGUACAAAGUGUGCCCAGCCUGUCCAAGCCGCUGACACUUUAGUGCGGCAUUUUCAGAGGUUGCACCAUAUUGUUCUUGGCAACCAUCGCGGGUUCAUCCGAGCACUCAACUCCCCAGAUUUUGACCUGUCAUCCACCCCCACAUAG